AACCGGAUCAAUCUAUGGAGAAACUGGGCGCUCGAGCGUUUCCACUCGACAGCUCCAGGUUUUGGUGUCCGCGUGACACGUCACUGUUUUCCACGCAAGCUGAUCAGGGCCGCGCGCUCCUUCCGGUGGAGACGUGGCUCUGCGGCGGCCAUAUUGACGCUAGCAGUCCGUGGAAGCCGCGCGCGUUGUCAGAGACUACAGUCCCUGGACCAAACUCAGAACCGGAACCACGAGAAACGGACUCCAGCGGAAUCCCGAAGACAGACCACAAUGGUGCUGUUGGCAGCGGCGGUGUGCACCAAGGCUGGAAAGGCCAUCGUAUCGCGGCAGUUUGUGGAGAUGACUCGGACCAGGAUCGAGGGACUCCUGGCUGCCUUCCCAAAGCUCAUGAACACAGGCAAGCAGCACACCUUUGUGGAGACGGACAGCGUCCGCUACGUCUACCAGCCUCUGGAGAAGCUCUACAUGGUUCUGAUCACCACCAAAAACAGCAACAUUCUAGAGGACCUGGAGACCCUGAGGCUCUUCUCCCGUGUGAUCCCAGAGUACUGUCGCGUGUUGGAGGAGAGCGAGAUCUCCGAGCACUGCUUUGACCUGAUCUUCGCCUUCGACGAGAUUGUGGCUCUCGGCUACAGGGAGAACGUCAACCUGGCCCAGAUCCGCACCUUCACAGAGAUGGACUCUCAUGAAGAGAAGGUUUUCCGUGCUGUCAGAGAGACACAGGAGCGCGAGGCUAAGGCAGAAAUGCGGAGGAAGGCCAAGGAACUUCAGCAGGCCAGGAGGGACGCUGAGCGCUCUGGGAAGAAAGCGCCUGGCUUUGGCGGCUUUGGCAGCGGUGGCAUGAGCAGCGUUUCCUCAGGGUCCAUCAUCACAGACAACAUCGUGGAGCCCGAGAAGCCCAAGAUGACGCCGGCUCCACUCCGGUCGAGUGGACCCAGCAGAGCUCUAAAGCUGGGCGCCAAAGGCAAGGAGGUGGACAACUUUGUGGACCAGCUCAAAUCUGAAGGCGAGACCAUCAUGCCGACGGGGAAGAGGGGCUCAGACGUGUCCAAAGCUCUACCCCCACCUAUCAACGUGGAGAGUGUGCAUCUGCGCGUGGAGGAGAAGAUCUCCCUGAGCUGUGGGCGUGACGGCGGCCUCCAGAACAUGGAAGUGAUCGGCAUGGUCACGCUGCGGGUCUCUGACGACAAGAACGGACGCAUCCGCCUGCUGGUCAGCAACAACGACACCAAAGGACUGCAGCUGCAGACACAUCCCAACGUAGACAAGAAGCUCUUCACCUCUGACUCUGUGAUCGGCCUGAAGAACCCAGAGAAGUCGUUUCCUCUCAACAACGACGUGGGAGUUCUGAAGUGGAGGCUGCAGACCACAGACGAGGCCCUCAUCCCUCUGACCAUAAACUGCUGGCCUUCGGAGAGCGGCUCUGGCUGUGACGUGAACAUCGAGUACGAGUUGCAGGAGGAGAGUCUGGAGCUGAACGACGUGGUCAUCAGCAUCCCUGUUCCCUCUGGCGUGGGCGCUCCAGUGAUUGGAGACCUGGACGGAGAAUACAAGCACGACAGCAGAAGGAACGUUCUGGAGUGGUGCCUCCCCGUCAUCGACGCCAACAACAAGACGGGCAGCCUGGAGUUCAGCAUGGCGGGACAGCCCAACGACUUCUUCCCCAUCAGCGUCACCUUUGUGUCCAAGCGCAGCUACUGUGACAUUCAGGUUACCAAAGUCAGCCAGGUGGAUGGCGACGGUGCGGUUCGGUUCUCUACAGAAACCUCCUUCGUUGUUGAUAAAUACAUAAUAGAAUAAAUGUUUGAGGGGGGGGGGGGACUUAAAGAAAUAAAUGUAUUAACAAAAAAUAAAAACUGCUCAUAGAGAGAUGGAAGUUCCCUCCUGCUUCUCAGGGGGGAGCGGGACACUUGAGGUGACAGUCGCUGUAUUUAUGUCUGUGUGACAGGAUCAUCUUCUUUAAACAUAUAUUAGCCAUUGAACCCCCCUCCCCAGCCCUUUAUCAUGGAUCAGGACUGUAACAGAAGUGACCUGGACCGGCCAGCAGGUGGCAGAAGAGGACCGCACCCUCAUCCUGUAGAGUUGAGUUUCUGUUCCUGCAGUUUUCUCACCCAUGAUUUUGUAUUCUCCCAAUCAAACUUGGAUUUUGUACUCUGACGCUUGUUGGGGGGGAUAAAGCGCUGCAUUCCCCCCCCUCUUCCCAGAACACAAGAGUUUGAAGCAGAAUUGGACUGUAGGUCCUGUGGGAGUGGGCUGUUUGUGCCUCCAGGCUCCGCCUCCUUUUCUUUGUUCAGUUCGUUCUGGAUGGACGGCUGAAGGGCAAUUCUGACAUUCCAGUGUAAAAACGUUCAUCAAUAAAAUGUUAUCGGAAAGAG
Messenger RNA from Oryzias latipes (Japanese medaka), 2375 nucleotides. RefSeq names its product coatomer subunit delta. Gene Ontology annotation, cellular component: COPI vesicle coat. Lineage: Eukaryota; Metazoa; Chordata; Actinopteri; Beloniformes; Adrianichthyidae. The record is from RefSeq and is a predicted model, not a curated record. Gene Ontology annotation, biological process: endoplasmic reticulum to Golgi vesicle-mediated transport; Golgi localization; retrograde vesicle-mediated transport, Golgi to endoplasmic reticulum.